This is a messenger RNA of Pelmatolapia mariae (spotted tilapia), 2008 nucleotides long. RefSeq names its product v-mos Moloney murine sarcoma viral oncogene homolog (gene mos). Lineage: Eukaryota; Metazoa; Chordata; Actinopteri; Cichliformes; Cichlidae. Gene Ontology annotation, biological process: protein phosphorylation; signal transduction; negative regulation of metaphase/anaphase transition of meiotic cell cycle. Gene Ontology annotation, molecular function: protein kinase activity; ATP binding. Bases 450 to 1589 code for a protein of 379 amino acids. Gene Ontology annotation, cellular component: cytoplasm. The transcript has a single exon. The record is from RefSeq and is a predicted model, not a curated record.
CAACAUGAAAAAUCUCUCUGACCCAUGAAAAUGAGACCUUGUACACUGAAGCUCCCAUCAGACUGGUUCCAGUAGCUUGCAUUAAAACACAGUAAUGUACAGUUACAUGUUUUCCUUUGUUACCAGUGAGCAGGCUGUUAGAAAGUGAGCAUCUGUUUUUGCAUGCUGGAAAAGUCAGAGAGAGUGAAACAGACAGGCUGUGAGCUCCACACUCCUCGGUGGAGCUCCCUCCCCCAGCCUCACACUCAGUCCACCCUGACAGUUCAGGGAGGGCUCCCCAUCCGCAGCUUUAAACACUGCGCACACAUUACCAGCUCACACGGCUCGCCGUGACGUAUAUAUGACCGUAGAUGUUAUCAUGCUCACUAUCCCAGAUGUUGUUCACACAAAGCCGUCCUUUUACCCGGCUCUGCUCUGUUGUAUAGAGUAAACUGAGUUGAACCAUCAGCAUGAACCCAGUGAACCCAAACAGAAGCAUUACAUCCUCCAGAACAGUAGGCGGCAGUGCGGAGCGCGUAAAAGCCUCAGCUGAGCGCAGAGUAGCUGUUCGGUUUACAGAACAGUAUGGUCCACAGCGUGCCAUGCCUUCUCCCAUCCCGCUGACCCGCCUGCUGCCCAAAGACUUCUGCCCCUCUCUGGACACGGGGCCCUGCAGCAGCCCGCUGACUAAGCACGGCUCCACCUUACAAGUGCCCGCUCAGCGGCUCCAUGGCAGAAUCGCCACUCGGCUUUGGUCCUCGGUUAUCCACUGGAAGCAGCUGCGCUCCGUGCAGCCCGUGGGCUCGGGAGGCUUCGGCUCGGUCUACCAGGCGGAGUACUUCGGAGAGACCGUGGCGGUGAAGAAGGUCAACAGGUCCACCAAGAACAAGCUGGCGUCCCAGCAGAGCUUCUGGGCCGAGCUGAACGCGGCGCACCUGCGCCACGCCAACAUAGUGCGCGUAAUAGCUGCCACCACCUGCGUCCCGCCACAGUGUGGAGAUGAAGGCAGCAUCGGGGUAAUACUGAUGGAGUUCGUGGGCAGAAGGAACCUCCAGCAGGUCAUUUACGGUGGCACGGAGCCGCUGGGACAGGACAGGUGCGUCAGGUACUCCUCGGAUAUCGUUCACGGCCUGAGGUUUCUCCACUCCCACGGCGUCGUGCAUCUGGACAUUAAACCAGCUAACGUGCUGCUGACCAACGAGGACGUGUGCAAAAUCGCAGACUUCGGCUGUUCUCUCAAACUGGACCCUGGCUGUGAGGUCAGCGCUGCGAGCCACCAGCCACUCGUGGGUGGCACGUACACGCACAGAGCCCCAGAGCUGCUCAGAGGCGAGAGGGUGACUCCUAAAGCGGACAUCUUUUCUUUCGGCAUCACUCUGUGGCAGCUUCUCACCAGAGAGCCGCCCUACACCGGCGACAGGGAGCACGUCAUCUACGCGGUGGUGGCUCACAAUCUGCGGCCUUCUGUUCAGGACCACCAGGUGUUCCGGUCGGAGCCGGGGCGGCUGUUUCGGGCUCUGCUGAGCCGCUGCUGGAACGGAACGCCCCCCUGCAGACCCAGCGCCCAGGAGCUGCUGUCGUCCCUGGAGCAGCUACAGCCACAGACCUGAUUUGAAGCUGCGCACGGGUGUGUGGACAGCUGUGGGUUUGAAUAUGUUCAGCUUCAGGAAACGAGUACUGUGCGCUAGGCCAGGUCAAAGCUGAGGAAACCAUGGAAGUGCCUUUGCAGACGCACAUGGAAACGCUGGGCGUCUAUGACUACAUGUGAAUCAUGUUUUUACUGUGCAAAUAAUAAUAAGUGUGCAUAGUCCUCAGAUUGUAGCAUUAAAAUAAGCUGGUUUAUUCUCCUUUUAGCUGUUUCUGUGCUGCUGUCAGGUCGGUCCUGUGGGACCAGGACACCGUUUCCUCCCAGACUGAACGUCCUGAUCCAUCUGUGACACUGUUUCCAAAUGUUUCUUAAAUGUGUUGUGAAUCAUAGUGUGUGAAAUGUGAUAUUUGGGUGUGAUGGGUUUCAUUAAAAUUCUUUUUU